GAUGGUAUGGUCAGCUGAUGUCUAAGCAUUUUCAGCAGCAUCAGUAUUGUCACACUGACGCCUCAUGCCUGAUUUCAGUUCACUCGCUGCUAUGGAGCCUACUGACGUUGGAGAGAAGAUGGUGUGGGUCAUAUUGUCUUUGGCACUUUUUACAUCUGGACUGACUCAAUGCACACUGUCUGUUGAGGAGGACACAGAACUGGACCCGGAAGUCAAUAUGAACAUUAGUGAGAUCAUAAGACACUGGGGAUACCCAGCUGAAGAAUUUGAAGUUGUCACUGAGGAUGGCUAUAUCCUGAGUGUCAACAGAAUCCCAAAUGGGGUCAAAAGCAAGGCCUGGCGAGAACCCAAACCUGUUGUGUUCCUCCAACAUGGUCUCCUUGCUGCUGGAAGUAACUGGGUGACAAACCUUCCCAACACAAGCCUGGGCUUCAUCCUAGCCGAAGCUGGAUUUGAUGUGUGGAUUGGCAACAGUCGUGGGAACACAUGGUCCAGGAAACAUGUCAGCCUUGACCCAAAAGAGAAAGAAUACUGGAAGUUCAGUCAUGAUGAAAUGGCUAAGAAGGAUCUUCCUGCAGUGAUAAACUUCAUUACAAAGACCACUGGCCAAGAGCAAAUAUUUUAUGUGGGGCAUUCCCAGGGAACAACUAUAGCCUUCAUGGCUUUCUCCUCAAUGCCAGAGCUGGCCAGCAAAAUCAAGAUGUUCUUUGCCCUGGCUCCUGUUGCCACUGUGGCAUUGACAAAAAGCCCCAUGACCAAAUUAUCUGUUAUUCCAGAGUUUCUCAUUUGGGAUCUCUUUGGACGAAAAGACUUCUUCCCUCAAAAUGACCUGAUCAAGUUUUUUGCUACCGAGUUCUGCAGCAGGAAGCCUUUGAGUGUGCUGUGUGGAAAUGUCUUCUUUCUCCUCUGCGGUUUUGAUGAGAAGAACUUGAACAUGACCAGAACACCUGUGUACACGACACACUGCCCAGCAGGAACCUCAGUGCAGAACAUGGUUCAGUGGGCUCAGGCUGUAAAAUACGGGAAGCUGAUGGCAUAUGAUUAUGGAAAAGCUGGAAAUAUGGCACAUUAUAAUCAGACGAGCCCUCCUCUGUACAACAUACGGGACAUGCUUGUACCCACAGCUCUGUGGUCUGGUGGGCAGGAUACGCUGGCUGAUCCUCAGGAUGUGGCUCUGCUGCUCACACAGAUCCCUAAAUUGGUGUACCACCGCAACAUCGACCACUGGGAGCACCUGGAUUUCAUCUGGGGCUUAGACGCCCCACAGGAGAUGUACAACAAAAUGAUUGAAUUGAUGAGGCAAUAUGUGUGAAGAGGACAUUUUCAUCGUAAGGUUUUAAGUUUUUAGCAUUAAUUCUGGUAUGUCUUUUUGUUUGUGCAUGUCCUCUGAGCUAAAACUUGUUUUCUACCAUUGGAAAUAUGCAUUCCUGAAUGUAAUGAUUUUUACCUUUAACCAUGAAAACAAGUGUAUCAUUGUUUGUUCAUGCUGUAAACAAAUGAAGUUAUGUUUAAGGUGCUGGUAACCCUGGUAAUUUUCCAAAUGUCAUAAGAGACCAAUCUGAGCUGUCACCUAGAAACUGUUACACUCAUGAUCAGGUCACUUGUUCAAUCUUUUACUAACCACUACUAGUUUAUCUUGCUGUACUGUAACAUGUCAUGACCUGUCUCAUCAUGGUCUUGUCACGUAAUGAAUCAUAAGUUUUAAAGGAUGUUUUAUGUUAAUCUCUGAUUUUACUGACUUGCCUAGAAGGCUUGUUAAUUACACUGACCAAAGUAUGCCUUAGAUUUGAAUUAUUUGAACUCGUUUGUAAUGUAAACCAUGACUUGAAACUCAAUAAAUAUUGAUGAAACAGAUGCAUACAGAAAGUAA
Messenger RNA from Xyrauchen texanus (razorback sucker), 1870 nucleotides. RefSeq names its product lysosomal acid lipase/cholesteryl ester hydrolase-like. The record is from RefSeq and is a predicted model, not a curated record. The transcript is spliced from 10 exons. Lineage: Eukaryota; Metazoa; Chordata; Actinopteri; Cypriniformes; Catostomidae. Gene Ontology annotation, molecular function: hydrolase activity, acting on ester bonds. The coding region runs from base 65 to 1312 and encodes 415 amino acids.